CCGCACGCGAGGGAGAUGAAUGCCAUGCUCCUCUGAUAGAGGCAUCACGUCGUCGCCGACAUCAUCGACACGCACCGGACCUCCCGUCGCAGCCCCCCGUCGCAUCGGGGGACCGUCGUCGUUGUCGUCGUCGUCGUCGUCGAUCGAACCGAGAAAGGCUGACGACCUAGGGAACACGGCGCUCGUCCUAAGUACAGUUGCUAUACCUAUACACACAACUCUACGUAUAGUAAUGUCUGUCCCUCCUUCAUCCUCCAACAAUAUAUCUGACAAUAACAAGCUAGGAGGUGCCAGUCCUAGUCCGAUUGAGGGUAUCGAGGGAGUUCCCGGGCCAAGUUCCUUGGAUCCUAUGCAUUCAGUGUUGCCGCAAGAUGAGGAAUCUGAGGAUUAUGGAGAGGACGAGGAGGAGGGUGAUGAGGAAAGUAGCGAAGGAGAGAGCGAAAUUAGCGAUAGUGGAUUGUUCUGCGAUACUGAGUGUACAGCAGAAAUCGAGAGCAACAAUUGCCAGUCGCCUGUGUCACAAUCCCAAGCGAUUCUUUCUGAACAAGUUCAGAGUCCAGUAUCGCAUAAUUGUGUGCCAUCGGAUGCUGUCCAACCUCAGAGGAAGCGAAAAAGUGAAACAGAGUGCUAUCUACCUUGUAAAAAGCUUAAUCCAGAAGAAAAAUCUCAUACAAUGACUGCAAGAAAGCUAGAUGACAAAGGUAAACACGUGCGAUGUGUUAUUCCUACUAAGGACAAUCCUCCUCCAGAAAUGAGUAGUUGGCUUCUGCAAUUUCAGAGAUGGUCAAACGCCGAAAGGAUGUUAGCGAUAGACGAACUAAUAGAGAGAUGCGAGCCCACGCAGGUGCGUCACAUGAUGCAGGUGAUAGAGCCACAGUUUCAACGAGAUUUCAUAUCUCUACUGCCGAAAGAGUUGGCGCUGUCGGUGCUGGCCUUCCUGGAGCCGAAGGAUCUUCUGAGGGCGGCCCAGACCUGCCGAAAUUGGCGAUUCCUAGCCGACGACAAUCUACUCUGGAAAGAGAAGUGCAAGGCAGCUGGUAUAGAAGACUUGAAGGAUCUACCACCGCCGAAACGAAAGAACUGCCGAAGCGGCAGCCAUAACUCAUCGCCAUGGAAGCAGGCUUACAUGCGGCAGCACAAUAUUAAAAUGAACUGGAGAACGAAGCCGAUCCGCACGCCGAAAGUGUUGAAAGGCCACGACGACCAUGUUAUUACAUGUCUUCAAUUCUCCGGUAACCGGAUAGUUAGCGGUUCGGAUGAUAAUACUCUCAAAGUAUGGUCUGCUGUUACGGGCAAGUGCUUACGGACAUUGGUUGGGCAUACCGGGGGCGUGUGGUCUUCGCAGAUGUCUGGCACGAUUGUUAUCAGUGGUAGUACGGACCGUACUUUGAAAGUGUGGAACGCGGAGACUGGCCAGUGCAUUCAUACAUUAUACGGUCACACGUCGACGGUUAGGUGUAUGCAUCUGCACGGUAACAAAGUCGUCAGUGGUAGUAGAGACGCGACACUGCGAGUGUGGCAGGUGGACACGGGGGAGUGCUUACAUGUGCUCGUGGGGCAUUUAGCGGCGGUCAGAUGUGUGCAAUAUGACGGAAAGUUGGUGGUCAGUGGUGCCUACGACUAUAUGGUCAAAGUUUGGAAUCCAGAACGUGAGGAGUGCCUUCAUACCUUACAAGGACAUACUAACCGCGUUUAUUCCCUCCAGUUCGACGGUGUGCACGUUGUUAGCGGAUCAUUGGACACGAGUAUAAGAGUGUGGGAGGUAGAAACAGGUGCUUGUAGACAUACUUUGAUGGGCCAUCAAUCUCUCACCUCGGGGAUGGAGUUGCGCAAUAAUAUCUUAGUAUCGGGCAACGCUGAUUCCACCGUUAAAGUAUGGGACAUUGUUAGCGGUCACUGCCUUCAAACCCUCUCCGGUCCGAACAAACAUCAAUCGGCGGUUACUUGCCUUCAGUUCAAUAGCCAUUUUGUGAUUACGUCCUCUGACGAUGGUACAGUAAAACUCUGGGAUGUUAAGACUGGUGAUUUCAUUAGGAAUCUAGUUGCUCUGGAAAGUGGUGGUAGCGGCGGUGUUGUGUGGAGGAUUCGAGCGAGUGAUACGAAACUAGUGUGUGCAGUAGGUAGUCGUAACGGUACCGAGGAGACGAAACUGCUUGUCCUCGAUUUCGACGUUGAGGAGCAUUUGUCAACGGUGGCAGACGAAAACGAAACGACUGAGACGUACUGAAACUGCGAGGCAAAAUGACAUUAAUUGAAGAAUCUCAUACCUCCUGGAGCAAACGAGAAAAACUGUCGUCGACAAUUCCGACACGUGUCAUUCGGAUCAUACAAAUCUUUUUUUUUUUUACGAGAAAUUUCAAACGUUUGUUACACAUAUGUCGCGUUUGUGUAAUUCACUGGCCGAUUCGUCAAACUGUCAAAACAGCUUCGAGAUUUCCUGAUCAUAUUAACUUUAGAUUUUACUUGCCUAUAUAAACAUCGAUCUGGUUAAAAACAAAUAUUUUUAUAAACAUUUACAAGCCAAUAUUUUCAUAUGAUUGACUUUUAUUGAGAGAGUAUAAGAUUUCUCGGCAAUUGAAGCAAAAAAUGAUUCAAAUAAAAAAUUUAAUUUUUUCUUUUUGCAAAGUACAAAAACUACUUUCUAUGUCGCACGUUUCGUCCCCGUCGUGGUGCAAUAUAUAAAUAUAGUGCACUUGAUCGCGUGCAAUAUAGAUUUACAGAAUAACGAACCAGUACAAGUUUACACAGAGCAAAACGACUUUUUCUUUUGCCUUUAUUUUUGACUAAAAUUUUUGAUUUAAUUUCAUCAAUUAUUGAAUGGACUUGCUAAAGGGAGAAUAUUUGUAUUAGCCAGAUCUUUUACAUUUAGUGCGAAUUGUAUGAAGAGACUUAGAAACAUUGCAUCAAUUGUCUGACGAAUUUUAUAUGGAUUCUACUGAAUCAUGACAUUAUCGGAUAAUGCAAUUUGUGCAAAUGCAUCUUUAUUAUUGGACCUAGGUUAGACUAGGUGUCGUGUUUAUUUGUAUAUUGCUCAAUAGUUUAUAUUAUAUAAGAAUGUGUUACCUGUUGUAUCAUUUUUUUUUAUAAGAAAUAGAAAAAAGAAUGUUGCUGCAUAUUUUAGAUUGUUUUUUUUUUUUUAAAUUUAUUACAACUGUACACAUGUUCUUGUGCUAAGAAACAUAUUUUGUACAAAAUAAAUGUUCGAUUUCGACCUCUUUCUA
Messenger RNA from Wasmannia auropunctata (little fire ant), 3221 nucleotides. RefSeq names its product F-box/WD repeat-containing protein 7 (gene ago). Gene Ontology annotation, molecular function: ubiquitin binding. Gene Ontology annotation, biological process: ubiquitin recycling; proteasome-mediated ubiquitin-dependent protein catabolic process. Lineage: Eukaryota; Metazoa; Arthropoda; Insecta; Hymenoptera; Formicidae. Gene Ontology annotation, cellular component: nucleus; cytoplasm. The record is from RefSeq and is a predicted model, not a curated record.